UAAAGAAAAACGGUGAUCUCAUUGGAUCAUAUUUCGGUCCGUUGCCGGUACCCCAUUCCCUUAUUUCUCCCGACGCCAGCUACCGCCUUUUCCCGCACCGGUUGCCGCCCCGCCGCUUUCUUCCGACACAGCUCUAAAUUCCCGACUAUAGCCAAUCGAGAAGAGAACGUUUCCGGAAAAUUCCAGGGUUUGAUAAAACCAGCUGCAAUUCAAAGGUCCACUCAAGAUAUCAAUUUUUGCAGUUUAAGGAUGAUGAGAAAGUCGGGAUAUGGUUUACAACUAAGAGUUCCACCAUCACAGCAGAAGAAGAAACUUGGGGGACCCACAAGGCCUCCGCUUUCUACAGCAGCACUUGGUUUCGGAGAUGAUGAUGAUGACGUGGAAAAAGAAAUUUCUCGCCAUGCCUCCAAGAAUAAGGCUCUCAAAGAUAUUGAAGAACAGCAUAAGAAGGCAUUAGAAGAGGACCCUUCAGUGUUUGAUUAUGAUGGUGUAUAUGAUGAUAUGAAAAUGAAGGCUGUCCAACCUCGAGCUCAGGAUCGCGAGGAGAGGAGGCCAAAAUAUAUCCAGAUGCUAAUGGAGAAGGCAAAAGUAAGAGAAAGGGAGCAUGAGAUCAUUUAUGAGAGGAAAAUUGCAAAAGAGAGGAGUAAAGAUGAUCAUCUCUUUGCAGACAAGGACAAGUUUGUAACUGCUGCUUACAAGAGGAAACUCCAAGAGCAGGCUAAGUGGUUGGAGGAAGAGCGUCUUCGUGAACUGCGAGAAGAGAGAGAUGAUGUUACAAAGAAAGCUGACAUCAGUGACUUUUACUUCAACCUUCAAAAAAAUGUUGCCUUUGGAGGAGAGGGCAAGUCCAAGAAGGCUGAGAAUCAUCAUCAACAGGAAGCAGUUCGGACAGAAGAAAAGCCUUCAUCAUCAACAAAUGCACAUUCAGACAUGUCUAGGGAGAUAAAGAGGCAAGAUCAUGAAGCCUCUACUUCUCCUCCUCGUAAAGAAAGGACUGAUCAGAUGGAUAUGAAGCCUCAUUCAGAUGGUUUGUCUGAGGAGGGGGCUGUAAAACCAGCUUCUGACAAUGGACUAACUGCUGUCGCUGAAUCUGUUGUGAGUGAUCAACCAGACCAUCAUAAAAGAAAUCAGGAUGCUGUCACCGCAGCUAAGGAACGCUAUUUGGCAAGGAAGAGGGCCAAGCAGCAAUAGAUUUGUGUUCCUAAGCUGCUGUUGGUGUUUUGUUUUGAAACUGAUCCUUCAUCUUUCUACGAUUAGAAUGUGCUCCUGUUAUAUAUAUACAUUGUUGUAAGGUCUUUCAAUGUCCAUUUCUUAUUUUGAAUUUUAGGCUCUAGAGAAGGCCCUGAUGAUAUUCUGGUGCAAAAGUCAAAUAUUUGAAUAGCGCGCUAAAUCCAAAGCUGCAUAGCUACCUUGUUUCCCUUUUUAA
This is a messenger RNA of Nicotiana tabacum (common tobacco), 1426 nucleotides long. RefSeq lists its product as uncharacterized. Lineage: Eukaryota; Viridiplantae; Streptophyta; Magnoliopsida; Solanales; Solanaceae. The record is from RefSeq and is a predicted model, not a curated record. Gene Ontology annotation, biological process: regulation of alternative mRNA splicing, via spliceosome.